UUCAACUCCAAAGAGUGCACUGACUGCGCCGGGAGUGCUAUUGCCAUGCCAUUUUUGCGGUCGAAGCUGGACAAGAACGCCGUCUACUUCAAAUUCGCUCAUGAAGGCCAUGCUCUGGAAAAGGUGGAGUUCUAUGGCAAAGAGAUUGCAGUCGGGGAUCUUCGGCACUCCAUUGCCGAGAUGAAGAAACUGCCCAAGGUUGACUUGCAGAUUCUCAAUGAAUCCACCGGCGAGGUUUACGCUCGUGAUGGCCACUUGCUGAGCCGCAACAUUAUUGUGACGGUCCGACGCACGCCGAUACAGACACAGAAGAAGCCCUCGGUCUUGAACCUAGAAGGAGCUGACCUCUUUGCACCAGUGAGGAAAAAGGCACGAGUUGUCAAGAAAGUGGAGCCAGAGGUACCUGAGCAGAAGGCGCCCUGCCCACCUGAGUAUUUGUGCCCUUUGUGCAGAGGCAUUUUCGAGAACCCAGGAAUUGCACGGUGUUGCGGACGGUCUGCCUGCUUCAGCUGCUUUGAGGAGAAAUCUGAUGGAACAUGUCCCCUUUGUACCAGGCAGUUGCUGGAAGAGGAAAAGCCUUUGCCAAACCCACGGCUGGCAGAAAUUGUGGCCUCCCUGAACUUGGACUUCUUUCAGCUGCCCCAAAAGACGGUGGCAAGACAAGCUGCUGGGCGAGGCCCUCCAAAGACAGAGGCCCCAUCUGCAGUUCCCGCUCCUCCACUUGCUCAUGAAGAAGUUCCCCACCCAUCAACAUCCACUCCAGCUCCAAUUGCUGGUGCUACCUUGGUGUCACACCCCAAGUUCCUGAAGCUUUCUGCACUGUUGGAAAUCGGAAGACUGAGGACUGAAGCUGCAGCUGUAGAGCUUUAGAUAGGCCUCUUCCAUUGCCAAGCAACAAGGCCCUGCAUGCUCUCACCAGAGCAGUUUCACGCCUGGCAGCAGUCAUUGCUGCAAAGCAAGUCGCAUGGGCGAAGACGUGAGAGACGCAGACGAAGUGAUUAAGACGUAAAGAAGUCGUCUGACGCGUCCAGAGUGUAAACACACGUAUACUGCAAC
Molecule: messenger RNA, 1056 nt
Organism: Durusdinium trenchii
Lineage: Eukaryota; Dinophyceae; Suessiales; Symbiodiniaceae
Source: the annotation of a GenBank genome assembly